Messenger RNA from Cylas formicarius (sweet potato weevil), 2031 nucleotides. RefSeq names its product probable cytochrome P450 49a1. The transcript is spliced from 11 exons. Gene Ontology annotation, molecular function: monooxygenase activity; heme binding; iron ion binding. NCBI's taxonomy places the organism in Eukaryota, Metazoa, Arthropoda, Insecta, Coleoptera, Brentidae. Bases 103 to 1917 code for a protein of 604 amino acids. The record is from RefSeq and is a predicted model, not a curated record.
UUGCGGUGAAAUUGGGCUGGUGCGGAGAGUUCUAUACCGGGUUGGUGUUAUGCGAAAAAUUACAAACAAGGCGACAAGAACUUGCUAUCACGUUUAACUAAGAUGUCCCCCAGAGGUUGCAAAACAUUCGCAAAUUGUAUAAAAUCGUCAAACCGUUACGUCACACGAGCUAGGUCAACAUUGACAGUCAGUGUACUAAGAUGGACGUCGCCAGAACAAACACUCGCCCUUACUUCGCCAGCGGUUAGAUGUUAUUCAGCAGAUCGUCAUACUAACGAACAUCAACAAACUAAUAACAGUUAUUUCUCGUCUGACAGUCGCCAAUUUACAGCGGAAAGAAAUUAUUCGACUGCGUUUGAAAUUUCCCCCGCGAUAUGUGAUCAUGUUUAUCAAAGACCCGUAAAGAAACAGGAAUGCUUUGUAAAACCGUAUAGCGAUAUUCCUGGACCUAAAGAACUUCCAAUAAUCGGUAAUGCCUGGAGAUUCGCACCUUUAAUUGGCCAAUACAGGAUUCAAGAAUUGGACAAGGUGAUGUGGUCUCUUUACAAUGAUUAUGGUCGCAUAGUUAAAGUUGGUGGUUUGGUAGGACAUCCUGAUCUUCUGUUUGUAUUUAACGGAGAAGAUAUUCGAAACAUCUUUCGCAGGGAAGAGGGUAUGCCGCAUAGGCCAUCGAUGCCAUCCUUGCAUUACUAUAAACAAGUAAUGAAAAAAGAAUUUUUUGACGGAAACGAAGGAGUAAUUGGGGUGCAUGGUCCAAAAUGGGAGGUGUUUCGAAAACAGGUCCAACAAGUUCUGCUGCCGCCAGCUACCGCGCGGAAAUAUGUUGAACCCCUGGAUAUCAUUGCCGGAGAUUUCCUUAAGAACAUGGAAAAUUCGUUGGACCACAAUCACGAGCUUCCUGGCAAUUUUUUAUACGAAAUUUAUAAGUGGGCACUCGAAUCGGUAGCUCGAGUAUCGCUAAACACGCGGUUGGGAUGUUUAUCUCCAAACUUGCCUUCUAAUUCAGAAUCGCAGCGCAUCAUCGAUUCCAUCAAUACGUUCUUCUGGAACGUUGCUGAGGUGGAAUUAAAAUUUCCGAUUUGGAGAAUAUACAAAAACAAAGCAUUCCGAAAUUACAUAGCAGCGUUGGAAGAUUUCAGAACCACGUGCCUAAAAUAUAUCAAUCAAACGGUGGAAAGUAUGGCGUACAAAGACUUCGAGCAACUUAAAGAACAAGAUAUUUCGAUUGUGGAAAGGAUUUUAAAGGAAACAAAAAAUCCAAAGUUGGCAGCGGUGCUUGCUUUGGACUUGCUGCUAGUAGGUGUAGACACGACAUCAAUUGCUGCAGCAUCAACGCUUUAUCAGCUCUCUCAAAAUGAAGACAAGCAACAGAGAUUAUUUGAUGAAUUGAAACAAGUGCUACCAACACCAAGUUCAAAAGUUGAUGCCACCGCUCAAGAUAAUAUGCCUUAUCUCAAGGCGUGCAUAAAAGAAACGCUGAGGAUGUAUCCGGUCAUUAUCGGAAAUGGUAGAAGCCUUCAGUCGGAUACUAUAUUGGCGGGCUAUCAUGUGCCCAAAGGGACGCACAUAAUUUUUCCCCACUUAGUCGUUAGUAAUAUAGAAGAAUAUUUUUCUGAUCCUGAAAAAUAUAUUCCCGAGAGGUGGCUCAAAGGGGAAACAGCUAAGGCCCAUGCCUCCGAAAAGUGUGCCAUAUACCGUCAGCAAAAAAUUCAUCCUUUCGUCUCUUUGCCGUUCGGAUACGGAAGAAGGUCGUGUCUGGGGAGAAGAUUUGCGGAAACAGAAUUAAAUAUUUUGUUGGCUAAGAUAUUUAGAAAAUACAAGGUGGAAUAUCAUUAUGGACCUCUUACUUACAAAAUCACUCCCACUUAUGUUCCGGAGCAACCUCUUAAAUUCAAAUUAACGGAAAGAAACGAGUAGUGUAGCUUUUUUUGUAUUUUUAUAUUUUGUAUUAUUCGAGUUACCAAUUAAGAUUAAGUAAUUAAGAUAUAAUUAAAUUGUUGAAUUUAACACUACAUUUUGUUAAUAAUUUGG